Molecule: messenger RNA, 1737 nt
Organism: Anthostomella pinea
Lineage: Eukaryota; Fungi; Ascomycota; Sordariomycetes; Xylariales; Xylariaceae
Source: the annotation of a GenBank genome assembly
AUGUCUGGUCUCGAAGUAGCUGGGUUUGUCCUGGGAGUUCUGCCCAUAGCGAUCAAGGCGCUGCAGGGCUACAAGUCUUUCCUCUCCUCCUUCAAAACUGCUCAACGGGACGUCAAUCGCCUGGAGCGGGACCUUGAGACAGAAUGGAUCCGUCUGCAAAACACUUGCGAGCACCUUCUCGUCGGCGUAGCGUCCACGUCGAUGAUAGACACCAUGAUCCAGAACCCCUUCGGACCCGAGUGGAAGCGAUAUGGGGAUAAACUGCGCCUUAGGUUAUGGAGAUCUUCGGAGAAGUUUGAAACAUACGUGGCGGAGAUGUCCGCUGCCACACAAGAGUUGAAGGAGAAACUAUGCAUCCAACAAGACGGCCAGAUCAAGUUAAACGAUCGGUCGUCGAUGCUCCGAGAGCUCAAACAACAUACUGUCUUCACUCUGAGGAAGAAGGACUAUGAAGGCAUUUUAUCUCGGAUAAAGAACGGUAAUUCGGUUCUCCAGGAUCUUUGCCGACAAGACUGCGGCCUGGAGUCGGAUAGGCGUCAGCGGUCCCAGGCGCGAGUCACCAAACUCCUUCGCGGACUGUCAAAAAGCAUCUACAAUGCUGUCUCCAGUGCAAUGACUUGCGCAUGUGCGUACACGCAUAUUAUCGGACUGGAACUUGUGCCAAGAGAUGCAGUCUUGGUACCGGGCGACACCGAAGAGCAGGUUGCGAAGGCACUCAACUUUCAUAUUGUCUUGAACUCAGCUGCCGAUGAUACAGCAAGUUGGCUUCCAACAACCCGGCACUGGAAUAGUCUUGGACUCCGACUCGCUGACCCUGGCAACAAAAUCGGCACACCCACGCAUCCCAUUUCAUAUCAUUCGGUGGCCGCAAAACCUAAAAAGGGGAUCAAAUGGACCUCGUCUUUUGAGAAAUCAGCAACCAAGGGUUCGUCGUCUGCUACAGAGACUCUGGUGAAAUCGUUCCAGACUCUGACGUAUCUGCCUACGAUGACCAGCCCACAACUGUCGAAGAUCUCAGACAUCUGUCAAAUAGUCCUAGGGUCACAGAAGAAGGAGGCUGUGGGACCAUAUGGGUAUGUUCUUGACGCACAGCGCAAAUUUGAGUUGUGCCCUCCCGGCGACAUGUCCGAUUUUCGAGACGCAACCACGCUCAGGCAGGUCCUAGUUGGUAGCCAGCCUGGACUGCCGCCAUUUGACUAUCCCGAGAGAAUACAGCUGGCAUUUGCUCUCUCCGAUAGCAUACUCAACCUCUACGAUACACCCUGGCUUGCGAAAAGUGUCCGCCUGGACGACAUCGUCUUCCUUUUUGGGGACGAUACCGCGGCAGUGAGCAAGUACUCACCUUAUCGCCCGUUUGUCACCAAAGGCGUGCUUCCUAGAGCCUCACAACAACCAACUCAGCAAGCCAAGUCACCAAGCUCACUGCGGCCCAUGAACCUGACCGUCUUGUCGCUGGGGGCGUUACUCAUACAGAUCAUCAUUGGCGAGGCAAUUGACGAGCUCAACGUGGCAGACGACAUGGAUAUGAACUCUAUUGUGUCCAAGCGAGAGGCUGGAAGCCGCCUUGAGGACCGCAUAAUGGAGAGUGAUGGUAGUAACUAUGCGACGGCGGUAAAAUGGUGCCUCGAAAGCGUAUACGGAGUCGCCAACCUCCAGAACGAUAGUUUCUGUCAGAAUUUCUACGAAGCGGUCGUUUCCCGGUUGGAGGAGGAUGUCAACUUGCUCGGAACCGACUAG